UGAGUUACAAGUGAGUCAACGGAGUCUUGACAAGUCUUCAUUAAUUUUCUCAAGCAUAAAUAAUACAGUGGUGAGAGUAUGAUAAAAUAACACACCACUAUACACUAUGGAGUCGAUGUGUUUUGAAAACGGUAACCACAAUGGAACUGUCCUGGAAGAGAUGAAAGCCAUGUUUGAUGAGAUGCAGCUGGUUGACAUUGUGAUCUGUGUGCAGGAGUCCCGCUUUCCCUGCCACCGCACAGUUCUAGCUGCCACAAGUCCAUAUUUCAAAGCAAUGUUCACGACGAACUUGAACGAAAGUAAACAGCGACAGAUCAAGCUGUAUGAAGUGGACCCUAAAUCUGUGUCUCAGAUAAUAAACUAUGCAUACACAGGCAACUUGCAGAUCACUCGGGGUAAUGCCCAGAAUCUGCUGGCUGCAUCCACCUUAUUCCAGAUCUUACCAGUCCAGAAGGCUUGUGCCAAGUUCAUGGAGCUGCAGCUGGAUGUGAAUAACUGUGUUGGGAUACAUGAUUUUGCCAACAUUCAUAACUGUGAGGAGUUGAAGGUCAAAGCGAGGGAAUUCAUUGAGAAGAACUUCAGUGAAGUGUUCAAGGUGGAGGAGUUUCUGAACCUGCCCAGUGAUCGUAUUGCCGAGUUCCUGUCAUCAGAUGAACUGAAUGUGGAAAAGGAGGAAACCGUUUUCGAAGCAUUAAUUCUUUGGAUUUACUUUGACUUGGAAAACCGGAAAGAAUUCAUAGGCUGUUUGCUUCAUCAUGUGCGUCUCGGCCUCAUUCCAGUGAAAUACAUCGAGGACCACAUUGCCCAGAAUGCACUGGUGAAGAACUGUAAGAAAUGCUUGAUGCUACUGGAGAACAUGCGUGAAUUUGAAUACUGUCCCGAGACGUACAACGGUGAAAACAUUUUUACUCUGUCACUGAGGUCAGGGAUGAUACAGCCAGAAACUUGUGUUCUCUUUGUUGGAGGCUUGGUCCAGAGCAAACCAUCCAUAAACUGCUACAACCCUCUUACUCGUGAAACAUUCCUCAUGGAAACAUUCCCUCAGCUGGAAGAACGGUCUGGAUACUACUGUGUUGAAGAUCCCGCCGUUGUUGUUACAGAAGACAACAGCAUCUUUGUUGGUGGGGGAAACUACAUAUUCCAUGGUAACUACGGUGACACGCCAUCUGAUGAUUCAUUCGACGACUUCGAUGAUGAAGAAUUGGUGAGGAAGGACUUCUACCAGUAUGACAAUGACCACAACAAGUGGAUCAGCAAAGCUCCCAUGCUGUUUCCAAAGUCUAACUUCACGCUGGUGUAUCUCGACGAAAAGAUCUUCAGCUUUGGAGGACUGACCAUUAACCAGCAUCCUACAGAGAUUGUAGAAUGCUAUGACAUUGUCCACAACCGCUGGAACUAUGUUGGAAUGAUGCCGUGCACCUUGGUUGACCUCUGCACAUUGACUUACCGGUCAGACAUCUAUCUACUGGGAGGCAGGACUGGGGUCGGUGCUCAUAAUGUUGUGAUGAAGUUUGACCCACGUAAAUGCGAAUGGACGUCUCUUGCCGGAAUGCCGACACCAAGGUUCAACUUUGGUGCUCAGGUCAUCGAGGACGACAUCUAUGUGGCUGGGGGCCAGAUUUACUCUCACCUUACUCACACAAUCAACAGAGAGGCGCUGAAGUCUGUGGAGAUUUACAGCAUACAAGAAAACCAGUGGCGACAAGGCCCCGAGCUUCCUGAAGAGAUGUACAACGUGGGACUGAUGGUGAUCAGCGGUGCUCUGUAUGCAUGUGGCACCACUGAGUAUCAGCGGACUCCGUUCAGGAUAUACCGCUACAACGUGGUGUGCAAGCUCGAUCCAUGGAAAAAUGAAUGGGAGACCAUCGAGUCUGACCUCUGUGACAUUCGAAGCUAUGCCAGUGUAGCGGCCAAACUCCACACACGAAAACUUUCACAAGUGUUCCGACCUGAAGUAGAUACGUAAAUGUUUUGAAAACUUGCUUGUUAAGAAAUUAGGGGAAAGUACAAUAGAUUUAGGCCCCAUUUAUGUCCGUCACUUGCAUUCAUCUCAAGACUUGACACUUUUUUUUAAAGAAAGUGGGCCUUACCAUACAUGUAAGCUUCAAUGCCACACCUUGACAUGCCUUCAGUACACUGCAGUCAUGGGAAACCAUUGCAAAAGUUAUGUUAGUAAUGAGGCUUAUAAAUGUACAUGCAAUUAAUGCAUUUUGUAAAAGACAUGAGUAUUUGCCUUUGUUAAUGAAAUUUUAAUAAUCAUACGUAUAGUAUGUGAUUAGGUGAUUGUACUAAAAAUCUUUGAAAGUACAUGUAUGACCAAAUAGUGUUUCCACACUGCAUGUGGGAGAUGUGAAUGAUGCAGGUAACAUGGCAACAAAAGAAGCAAAAGCUUUUCAGUUUGAAAAUAAAGAAGAUCAAAGGAAGUCCGAGUUAAAAUUGCAUUCUUUGCUUUUUAACUGGUACAUUUUUAAUAUUUAAGCAUUGUUUGAUUCCACUGGUUCACCAUUUUGAGUAAAAGAUACAGGAUGGGGAAGAGCAGUUUUAAAAUAGAUUGUCUCUGCCAGACAUAAUUCAAUGCAUGGAAGUUUGGACGGAUUACUACCAGUAACAUUUUUAUACAACUUGUCGGGCUAGCUCUGAGUGUGCAAAACAUUUUGCCAAAUUAUGUCCAAAACUGCCAAAUUAUGUCUAAAACUGCCAAAUUUGGUAAAAAAACCUGCCAAAUUUGGUAAAAAAAACUGCCAAAUUUCUUCCAAAACAGCCAAAAUGUCUAAAACUGCCAAAUUAUGUCCAAAAUUGCAAAACUCUCAGUUAUUUUCCAACAGAUUUCAAUUAUUGCAUGCAUUUUUUUGUGCCAAAUUAAAAUAAACUUUGCCAUUUGUAUCUAAACUUCACAGUUGGCGAGUGGCAGAGCUAGCCCUGAGUUGCCACCUCAGUAGCAGGAUGGAAAAGAAAAUAUAAUAAUCACUUUUUUUUUUAUCAGCUUCUGCUUUUGAAGCUGAGAUGUGAUUUGGGAUUAAAAUGUGGACCAAUAAACUAUCAUCAGUAAUGAGCAAAAUUAAACUUUGUCUGUUGGAAAGGCAAUAGCCACUAUUAUUUUCACAUGUAUGAAUGUACACAAACACAUGCACACUGUGUGUCUCCUUGUAAACUCCGCUGAAUUAAUCACUUGCACUCAAGUGGCCUGCAUGCAGAAUGGAAAUACCUGAAUACCCUACAUGUACAUAUAAGGAGAAUAAUUAAAUAAAACCAAGGAAAAGUAAUGCAAUAGAAAACGGUUUAAUAUCCUUUACUUUUAUAUGUUAAUUAUGUGGUAGACUAUUUUAGCCUGGUUUGUUGAUGUAAACACAUAUAAUGCACCACACACUGAAUAUAAUAACUUAUUAGUAUGUACCGUACAUGUAAUAUGAUAAUUUUUUCAUUGAAGUAAACCCAUUUGCAUUUGUUUACAAACUUUCAUGUGAUUUGUCUGGUUGUUGUAUAUUUUCAAAGGUGACUUUAAAAGCACAUUGGAUAUCAAGUCCAGUUACAUGUAGGUCUGACAUUCUGGCCAUGGUGACAUUUAUUUCUAAAUAUAUACAGCUGAAUUUUCA
Molecule: messenger RNA, 3593 nt
Organism: Gigantopelta aegis
Lineage: Eukaryota; Metazoa; Mollusca; Gastropoda; Neomphalida; Peltospiridae
Product: kelch-like protein 7
Exons: 2
Coding region: 107-1966 (619 amino acids)
Molecular function (GO): protein binding
Source: RefSeq, a predicted model, not a curated record